Cyphellophora attinorum is the source of this 1722-nucleotide messenger RNA. RefSeq names its product putative acyl-CoA synthetase YngI. NCBI's taxonomy places the organism in Eukaryota, Fungi, Ascomycota, Eurotiomycetes, Chaetothyriales, Cyphellophoraceae. The coding region runs from base 1 to 1722 and encodes 573 amino acids. The transcript is spliced from 2 exons. Gene Ontology annotation, molecular function: medium-chain fatty acid-CoA ligase activity. Gene Ontology annotation, biological process: fatty acid metabolic process. The record is from RefSeq and is a predicted model, not a curated record.
AUGACAACUGAUCUCAGUGCUGUCUACGGGGGCGAUGAACCUUCGUUGAUCCACAAGACCUUAGGACAACUGACCGAUGAGCAGGACGAACAAUACAGAGCCAAGACCUUCCUCAUAUCGACAUACCAGAAGCGAAAUGUCUCGUACGCAGAGCUCGCACACCGCUCGCGAGUGCUAGCUAAGGCUUUGUUGUCUUCGGAUCUUCAGUUCGGUGACCACAUUGGCAUCUUCUUGCCCUCUUGCGUCGAGCACAUCGAGAUCUUCCUGGCUGCCGCACGCGUCGGUCUGCCAAUAGUGUCAUUCAACCUCACAUUCACAGCCAGGGAGCUCGCCGACGCGGCCGCCUUCACGGACUGCAAAGCCAUCUUCAUCUGCUCAGAGCUUGGACCGCGUUCGUUCAAAGAGCAUAUCAGCUUGCUGCAGUCUCUACCACAACUCCAGCACAUUAUCCAAGUGGGAAACGAUGUACGAGAAAGCUCACGAUGCACGCCCUACGCACGAUUCAGCACCCAGACUCCAAAGCCGUCCAUCGAUUUACGAAUAGCAGAAGCCCAGGUCUCACCCACAACAACACUCAACAUCCAAUUCACCUCCGGCACAACCGGCCGCCCCAAAGCCGCCCUCCUCACCCACCACGGCAUGCUCAACAACGCCCAUUUCUCCUCAAAUUUCGUCAACAUCGGUCCCAACGACAUCUCCCUCCAAUGCGCACCCCUCUUCCACUGCCUCGGCACAAUAGGCACAUUCCUCAUGGCCUUCAUCCGCGGCGGCUCACUCGUGAUUCCCUCCCCAGGGUUCGAUCCCGCGGCAACCCUCUCCGCUAUGAUCGAGUACAAAGCCACCAUCAUGACCGGUGUUCCAACCAUGUUCCUCGCCGUGGCUGAAGUAGCCAAGAAACGCGGCCUCGCAGGGAAGAUCACCAGCCUGCGCACCGGCUUCGUGGCCGGCUCGCCCUGUAGUCGCGAGCAUCUCGAUACGAUGUCUACCGUCUUAGGUAUGAGAGAACCCUGCAUCGGGUACGGCAUCACCGAGGUCUCAAUGGGCACUUCUGGCACGCAUCCGGAUGACUCUGUUGAAAAGCGUGUUGCGACUUGUGGGAAGGCACAUCCGCAUAUCUCAUUACGGGUGGUGGAUAAGAGAGACCCGUCCAGGAUCCUGCCCAGGAAUCAGCCCGGCGAGUUGCUCAUCUCGAGCUACGGGCUUUUUGCGGGGUACUACAAGCAGCCCGAGAAGACCGCGGAGGCGAUCUAUACUGACAGGGAUAAUGGUAUGAGGUGGUUCCGAACGGGAGAUGAGGCGAAGAUCGAUGAAGAGGGAUUUCUGAUCAUUACGGGAAGGAUCAAGGAUAUUAUUAUCAGGGGUGGGGAGAACAUCUACCCAGCCGAGAUAGAACAUCGACUCGCUCAGCAUCCUCGUAUUGCUGAAGCGUGCGUUCUUGGCUUGCCGGAUGCGAGGUAUGGCGAGGUUGUUGCGGCUUUCCUGCGUCCAACGGACCCAAUCCUAUCAACACAACCGGACUCGACACCGAGCAACGAUGAAAUUUGCAGCUGGGUACGGGAGAAGUUGGCGCGGCAGAAGGCGCCAAAGCAUAUUUUCUGGCUAGGCCAAGGCGUGUUGUCGGAGGUCAAGGAAUUCCCGAAGACGGGAAGUGGGAAGUUGCAGAAGCAUGUUUUGAAGGAGCUAGUCCUGAAUGGGAGUGGCGGUGGGAAGGCGAAGUUGUAG